UUUUUGAUGUGGCUGUUUGACUGCCUUGGCAGAGCCAUGCUGUGGUUUUGCUGCGUGUUGUCCAUACUUUGUUUAUAUGAUAAAGAUUUGUUAAUAGAUCAUCUUCUAGGGCCUCUUGAAGCCCUAUUCCAUUUGUUGUGCCUCUUAUGAUGCUCAGCUUCCUGGAGUGCCAGCUGUGUGUCCAUGGGGACAUGAGACCUAGUGCCUGUCCUGCUGUUGCAGCUUGUCGCUGUGCUCAGUGAGCCAGUCCCCAGGCAGGGCUGGCUUGGCAGCGUGUGUGCGGAAAAACGUUUGUUUCAUGUUCUGUGAUCUAGCAGAAUCCUAGAAAACCGACACACAAGGGAUGCUGAGAGUUGAUUUGAGUAAGGGAAGGGAAAGGCACGGAACUGAUGGCUGUUUCCUCUAGAAAGGAACAAGAACAGUGGAGCUGCUGCGGUCUUCUCUUCCAGUUAGUGGCGGUUCUUUUCUUCAGCUCUGCAUCUGCAAGUGCAUACUGGUUUGAACUGUAUCACGAGAAGUGUUGCUGUAUUGUGUGAAUUAGUGUUUUCCAUCCUGCAGGAAUAUCGGUGUAAUUUUGCUGCCUGCCUUCUACCUCCUCUGCCUGUUUUUCUCCCAAGUCUGCAAGGUACAUGGUCUGCCCUGCAGUCCUGCUGCUGUAUGUCGAAGCAUUGUGGCCUUAAUACUUAAGUUACAGCCUGACCCUGGAUGGAAUCAUGUGGAUAAACAUGGGCUUGUCCAAGAGAGGAUGCCAGCCCCCAUCAGACUGCGGGAGUUGAUCCGGACCAUCCGGACAGCAAGAACCCAGGCAGAAGAGCGUGAGAUGAUCCAAAAGGAAUGUGCUGCUAUCCGGUCAUCCUUCCGAGAGGAAGAUAACACAUACCGAUGCAGAAAUGUGGCAAAGCUGCUGUAUAUGCACAUGCUGGGAUACCCCGCACAUUUUGGACAGUUGGAGUGCCUCAAGCUCAUUGCCUCUCAGAAAUUCACAGACAAGCGCAUUGGGUAUUUAGGUGCCAUGUUGCUGCUGGAUGAGAGACAGGAUGUCCAUCUUCUUAUGACCAAUUGCAUCAAGAAUGACCUUAAUCACAGCACGCAGUACGUGCAGGGGCUGGCACUCUGCACUCUUGGCUGCAUGGGCUCCUCAGAAAUGUGCAGAGACCUUGCAGGAGAGGUGGAAAAGCUCCUCAAAACUUCCAACUCCUAUCUUAGGAAAAAGGCAGCGUUGUGCGCUGUUCAUGUCAUUAGAAAGGUGCCUGAACUCAUGGAGAUGUUCCUGCCAGCCACCAAAAACUUGCUGAAUGAGAAGAACCAUGGUGUUCUUCACACGUCGGUUGUCCUUCUCACAGAGAUGUGUGAGAGAAGCCCAGACAUGCUUGCACACUUUAGAAAGCUUGUUCCCCAGUUAGUUCGUAUUCUGAAGAACCUUAUCAUGUCUGGAUAUUCACCAGAGCAUGAUGUGUCUGGGAUCAGUGACCCCUUUUUGCAGGUACGAAUCCUGCGGUUACUAAGAAUUUUAGGGCGAAAUGAUGAUGAUUCUAGUGAAGCAAUGAAUGAUAUACUUGCACAGGUUGCCACUAACACAGAAACAAGUAAAAACGUGGGAAAUGCCAUUCUGUAUGAAACUGUGCUGACCAUUAUGGACAUAAAAUCUGAGAGUGGACUGAGAGUGUUAGCCAUUAACAUCCUUGGCCGUUUCUUAUUAAACAACGACAAAAAUAUUAGAUACGUAGCUUUGACGUCAUUGUUGAAAACGGUGCAGACAGACCAUAAUGCAGUACAGCGGCACAGAAGUACGAUUGUGGACUGCCUGAAAGAUCUGGAUGUCUCCAUUAAAAGGCGCGCAAUGGAACUGAGCUUUGCUCUUGUUAACGGGAACAAUGUCCGUGGAAUGAUGAAGGAGUUGCUGUAUUUCCUGGAUUCCUGUGAACCAGAGUUCAAGGCAGACUGUGCAUCUGGAAUAUUUCUUGCAGCUGAAAAAUAUGCUCCAUCCAAACGCUGGCACAUAGACACAAUUAUGAGAGUCCUAACAACGGCAGGGAGUUACGUUCGUGAUGAUGCUGUUCCCAAUCUGAUUCAGCUAAUAACUAAUAGCGUGGAGAUGCAUGCCUACACUGUGCAGAGGCUCUACAAAGCCAUCCUUGGUGAUUACUCCCAGCAACCGCUGGUGCAAGUGGCCUCUUGGUGCAUAGGAGAAUAUGGAGAUCUUCUGGUGUCUGGUCAGUGUGAAGAGGAGGAACCAAUACAGGUAACGGAGGAUGAAGUUCUCGAUAUUUUAGAAAGCGUCCUGAUUUCUAAUAUGUCUGCAUCUGUUACACGAGGCUAUGCUCUCACUGCCAUCAUGAAGCUUUCCACGAGGUUCACCUGCACUGUCAAUCGCAUUAAGAAGGUAGUUUCCAUUUAUGGCAGCAGCAUUGAUGUGGAGCUACAGCAGAGGGCAGUGGAAUAUAAUGCACUUUUCAAAAAAUAUGAUCACAUGAGGCCAGCCCUGCUUGAGAGAAUGCCAGUAAUGGAGAAGGUCACCACAAACGGCCCUGCUGAGAUUGUACAGACCAACGGAGAGACAGAGCCAGCGGUCCUGGAAACCAAACCUCCGCCCUCUGGACCGCAGCCCGCUAGCCAGGCAAAUGAUUUGUUGGACUUGUUGGGGGGAAGCGAUAUAACACCAGUAAUCCCCACUGCACCUACAAGCAAGCCGGCCUCUGCUGGCGGGGAGCUCCUCGACCUCCUGGGAGACCUCAACCUAACGGGUUCUCCAGUAUCUGCUCCUGCACCCCAGAUAGCACAGCCUCCAUUCCUGCUUGAUGGACUUUCAUCACAGCCUAUCUUCAAUGAUAUUGCUACAGGAAUCCCUUCAAUUACUGCAUACAACAAGAAUGGGCUGAAGAUUGACUUCACCUUUGAGAGAUCCAACACCAACCCUAGCGUCACUGUAAUCACGAUACAGGCCUCCAACAGCACAGAGCUGGAAAUGACAGAUUUUGUUUUCCAAGCUGCAGUACCAAAGACAUUCCAGCUGCAGCUCCUGUCUCCCAGCAGCAGUGUCAUCCCUGCAUUUAACUCGGGGACCAUCACACAGGUUAUUAAAGUCCUGAAUCCACAAAAGCAACAACUACGUAUGCGGAUCAAGUUGACAUAUAAUCACAAGGGCUCGGCAAUGCAGGAUCUAGCAGAAGUCAACAACUUCCCCCCUCAGUCUUGGCAGUGAGGCUCUGGCACCAUUCUUAUUCUCACCCCACCCAAUCAAAAGAACACUGGGAAGAAGGUUGUGAUCCUGGGCAAUCCCCCAAACUGCACCAUGGGCAUGGGGAACAGAUGAGACCUGCUGAUGAGGAGGACUUUUCCUGAAGUGAUUGCUGACUUUGAAGCAUAUCUGUUAAGACUAAUCUCCUCUCCUCUGCUGAUGAGGCUGGCGGCUUGUGGAGGCUACUGUGCACUCCCUCACACGUGCGUUCACAGCCAGCAGCGUUUCCUUCUCCUCUCCCCUCCUCUCCCCGGCCCCCCCGCAAAGAAACACAGCCUGGUUGGAAGAGAAGUCUGGAAUUUCUAGCAGGGAAACUUUCUUCUCUCUGCAGCAAGCGAACAGCUGCCUGUUCUUUCUGCUGUCUCUUUCCCCUGGGGUGGGCAAGGCAUUUUGUCAUUCAUUACUAGCUGGAUUCCUUCAGGCACUUUCAUCUGGGGCUCUGACUGGGGACUCCGGGGAUGUCAGGCUGUCCUGCAUCUUUCUUCUUGUAUCCCCUGUGUCUGAAGGGGCUGGAGGCUUCUUAUGUCCUAUUCAGUGCAUUAUUGUAUCCACCCACCUCUUAGUUACGUGGUACAUACCAAGAGCAAGCGAGGCCUUGGGAGUUCAUCUGCAGCCCUGGGACAGUGCAGGAAAAGAGGUGCUGGUGAGAGCUGGUGAAAUUGCUUUGGUGCUGUACUUGGAAAUGAAGACAUUACACUUGAAUUUUCUUUCUUACCAUCAGUAGCUACAGCCAUACAGAUUCACAGAGAGUCUUCUGUAGCUUCACCAGAAAGUGUGGUGAUGAAUGAGAGAUGUAGAGAUCCAAGGAGCAGCUGGUUUUCUACCACAGAUGGUUUCAAAGCCUUUUAACCCAUUAGUUGCGGUUUAUGGGUAGAAAAGACAUAUUCCAUUUUGUAGAUCAGCCUUUGAGGGCUCUGUUCCUGCUGGGAGGCUCAUCAGAGACUAUGCUGCAAAGUUGCUCUUCCCAGUUAUUCCAGACCUUCUCAGUUUAAUUUCCAGAGCCUGUUGUAGACCCCCUGGAUUCCAUUUGAGUUAAUUCUGACUGGGAUAUUUGUGUUGUAUCUGUAAUACUGGCACUGAAAUAAAGACCAUGCGGUUUAAAGAGACCUUUUCCCAUUUUGUUACUUAAUUGAUCCUUGUAGUUUGCUCCUUGCUCCCCUUUCAGAGAAAUGUGCUAGUUCAGGUUCGGACUGAAAGUAAAUAAACUGGGUUUUUUUAGUGGAUUCAAUGAAGUCAUUUGAGUAUUGGGAUGCAAAGAUGUGAGGUUCAGUACUCCUCUAAGCUGACAGAAACCUGUGUUUGGUUCUGCUUCCUAGUGUGAACUGUUGUCGAGGUGGCAGAGUUCUGUGAAUUCUCGUGGAGGCGAUGUACAGUGUGACAAAAGUAUUUAGAUGUUCAGCCCUCUUCAGGGAGGGAGAGGGGAUGAUAUCCUAGAUCUUCAUCCAUGAGUGUGCUGGUAAACUGAAGGUGCUCCAGCUCCCAACCCAGUGUUUUCUCAAAAGAAACGAGUGGCACACCUGCUGUAUUUCUGUUACAGGGCUUUCCAGAUAAUGAUCGUUCAGUGCUCGGAUGCCAAGCUUGGACACAGGUUUUUGUGUCUGCAAAAGUGCUAACACUGGGCUCCAGUCCUGGAUAAAAACAUUGCGAGAGUGGUGCACAGCGUACUUGGAGAAGUGAAGACCUGUUCUGCCCUCGAAUCAGGAGCAGGAGGCCACUAAAGGUUGUUCAGUCUGCUUUUAACUGCAUUAAGUAAUUUAAUGUAGGGUUGACUGUCACUGAUUUAAGUGCUGGUGUGUGUAGUGGAAUAAGUUUAGCUUCUCUUGGAGGGCAUUUUUGCUGCCAUAUUGAUUAAACAGGUUUCAGUCUUUGGGUUAGCAAAGAGCUUUAUUAUUCUACUGGAACUAGCAUCAGCAUGGGGUUAUAAAAUCCAGAAUGAUGAUGUAUGAUUUCCUUAAAAGUAAUUCUGGGUUGCUGUAGGGUCAUGCCUUGGCUAUCAACGGUGAGAUGGAUGCUGUGAUUCAGCAUGAGGCAGGCAGGCUUGCAGAAAAUGGCUGAAUCAAAGUCUGUUUUUAGGUGCUGAGCAUUUACCUUUGUUGCUUUCACCGCAGUGGUGACUAUUCAUCACCCCACUAGCUCGAACUCCUUAGUGCUGAAGGCUGAGCAUGUUAAAUCUGGCAUCCGGUGAGCUCUGAGGGUGUCCCAGGUAUGAAGCUGAUGGAAAGUCUUCGCCUUAGUUCCUGAACGUCCCGUAACCUUCCCUGUUUUCACAGAACUGUGCAUGGUCCCUGGUACUGAAAGCUGGGACACCUCAAUCUCUGUUGGGUUUUGCUGUGAAAGGGCACUGGUGCAGGAGAUUAGAUGGGCAGAGAGAAGUAAAUGGUCUUUCACCCAGCUGGGUUGUUGCAGCAUAGUUGGGAACUGCUUGUUGUGCUUGUUUUCUGUCCACCAGAGCAGCUGGGUUUGUUCUCAGCUCUGUCUGGUAAGCUUGUAGAGAAUUCCUACAGUGUUCUGGGCUCCUUCAGUGGCCUUUGCACAGAAUGUUUGUGUUUUGAGAAAUAGAUUCUUUGUCAUAUAUUUCUUAGUUGAGCUGAAGGAGGUGGUGCACGUAUCUCAAAUGCAUCUUGUUUGCGGCCAUCCCUUGGCUAUGCAGUUCUCCUUUGUAGCACCCACAUGUUCCUGUUGUCCUUGGAGCAUUCCCCGUGCUGAGGCCGGGGCUCUCACACUAACACGGGUUCCACACGCUCCGUACAUGCCGGACCACGUGUCACUGCUUGUCCAUCUCCUGAGCCCUGUGCUGCCACUUUGUGUUGUCACAGCAGGGCGCUCAGGACGGGCUGAGCUGUCUCUCCACCAGCUGGACACAGCAGUUCUUACAGGUCUGGUCAACAUUGUUCUUGGUUCAGUGUAAGGGGAACAUAAAGGGAGCAAGACACAGACUUCGUGGUUACUCUGGCUGAUACCUGCACAGGAGGCUUUGGAGCUGAGAGAGAUUGCGUGUCUGUUUUUUCAAGUGAAUGUAUUUUAAGUCAAAAAUGACAGAGUAAUGACUGUAGUGGGCCUGACAGGGGAGGAGACAUGGGAAGAUCCUAAGCUUUGACUUUGUCCAGGUUUUUGAGGGGACCAAAUAUGGCCUUGAACAACCUUUUGAAGCAAUAGCAGUGAGGGGACUGCCACCCAUACAGUACCUUGGGUAUGUAACUGUGCAGAUGCUGAAACAGCUGGGAAAGGUGGCUCAGUGCCUUCCCCGGGCUGGUACCGGCUGCCGGAGGGAGCAGCAAAGUUGGAUAGCUGGUUUUUUUUAGAGCUGCUGGUGCGCUUUCUGUGUGUUCAUUUUCUACUUGGGGGCUAUGAGGGAAGGAGCUAUGGGACUGCUUCCCUCUGAACUUUCACUCUAUUCCUGUAUAUUCCUUUUUCUUUCCCGAUGUUGUAAUUUACAUUUUACAUAGAGCCCCAUCCCACCUCCUCGACAGUAUAGUGUUAAAAAAAAUCAAAAAAAAUAUCCCGCACCACGCCCAACCCCAAAAUGAAACCCCAACAAACCCAACAAAAUUUAACAUAAAAACAUGCCGUUUGAGCAGGGAGCCUGGUGGCAUUUGAACUCCUGCAGACCUAUUUUUGAGAUGUGAAAAAUUUAAAUAAAUGCUGAGUCUUAGGUGAGUGAGGAGCAUAACGGAUGUAAACAUUUACAUGGAUGCAUUAGACUUCUGCUGUGUGUAUUGUCUUUUGGUUGAAACAAAUUAUGAAGUAACUAAUAAAAUGAGUCAAUAUUCAAUGAUUUAAAA
Molecule: messenger RNA, 7020 nt
Organism: Columba livia (rock pigeon)
Lineage: Eukaryota; Metazoa; Chordata; Aves; Columbiformes; Columbidae
Gene: AP1G1
Product: adaptor related protein complex 1 subunit gamma 1
Exons: 23
Coding region: 746-3202 (818 amino acids)
Biological process (GO): Golgi to vacuole transport; intracellular protein transport
Cellular component (GO): AP-1 adaptor complex; membrane coat; Golgi apparatus
Molecular function (GO): clathrin-cargo adaptor activity
Source: RefSeq, a predicted model, not a curated record